Molecule: messenger RNA, 1272 nt
Organism: Penicillium arizonense
Lineage: Eukaryota; Fungi; Ascomycota; Eurotiomycetes; Eurotiales; Aspergillaceae
Gene: gprD
Product: protein gprD
Exons: 2
Coding region: 1-1272 (423 amino acids)
Biological process (GO): adenylate cyclase-activating G protein-coupled receptor signaling pathway
Cellular component (GO): plasma membrane
Molecular function (GO): G protein-coupled receptor activity
Source: RefSeq, a predicted model, not a curated record
AUGUUUUCCCACGUGCUACGCUCCCUAACGUCGGAUCAUGGCCUCGUUCCUCGCAAAUGGGAAUUUCAGGACGAAGUUCCGCUUGUGGGCUCCGAUCGUUCGCUUUUUAUUGCUAUGGGAACCACUGCUCUGAUCUCCCUGGUGUCCUCUCUUUCUCUACUCAGUUUCCUGACCUACCGAUUUGUCUACUGGCAACGAUACUACAAAAGCCCGCUCGCCAAGAACCAGUAUGUCGUGCUCAUCUAUAACUUGCUUCUCGUCGACUUGCAACAGUCUCUCGCUUUCUUGAUAUCCCUCUACUGGGCGUCUGUGGGAAGUGUUCGCUUUGGUGAAGCCGCCUGUUACUUGCAAGGGUGGUGGAUCCAGACAGGUGACCCUGGCAGUGGAUUGUUUGUCUUGUCUAUCGCCCUGCAUACAGGUGCAGUCGUUCUACGUGGUCGUCAAGUGACAUUCCAAACCUUUAUCUGGUGUGUGGUCGGACUUUGGGCUUUCAUUUUGAUUCUGGGAUUCAUUCCUGUCGGUCUAUACGGGAAAGAUGUCUUUGUGAUCUCUGAGGCCAACUGGUGCUGGGUGAGUCCCGAGUAUGAAGACGAACGUCUCUGGGGUCACUACUUCUGGAUUUUCCUUUCCGAAUUCGGCACCGUUGUGCUCUAUGCGAUCAUGUUCUUCUACCUCCGACGCCGUAUGCAACAAGCGAAACAACUGCGCCGUGGCCAACAAGAAAGUCUGCACCGUCUCAACCGAGUCGUCGUUUACAUGGUUGUCUAUCCUCUGGUGUAUGUUGUCCUGUCUUUGCCACUUGCCGCCGGUCGUAUGGCCACUGCACGUGGUAGUGCACCCAGUAAGACCUACUUCGGUGUAGCCGGUUGCUUGAUGGCCCUGUCCGGCUUCUUCGAUGUGAUGGUAUACACCUUGACCCGUCGCCAUCUCCUGAUCGACACCGAGCACAGCACCACCGACCGCAACUACGACAACACCGACUCGCAGUGGCAGACCAACAUCACUACCAACGCUGGAGGAUCAUCGAAGCCCCGCAGCAAGGGAUUCCGCAGCAAAGGAGGUUCUCGCUUUGGCUCCCGAUUCCGCCAGAAUUCCAACCCCGACACCAAGAGGACCAGUCCCUUCGAUGACUCGACCGAUGAUAUCGUCCCUAAGAAUGAAAUGGAAAUGUCCAACUUCGGCGGUGUGGUUCAAGAAACAACAAUCGAGAUCUCACACGAGCCCGCCUCCGCAUAUGAGUCUGAUGAACACACUGGGCGCCGCAACAGCUAA